UAAGAAACAGCUCUCGUGCUAUUUCGCUCGGAAAAGCAAAUUUUCUCGUUCUAUGGAAGAUUUUUGGCGCUUUCCAUUCGGAUUAUGGCAGGAGACGAAAAUUUUCCAUCAAUUCUCAAUUUAAACGUUGGUGGUUAUGUUUAUACAACGACUAUGGACACUUUGACGCGCGAUCCAAACUCAAUGUUAGGAGCCAUGUUCAGCGGACGACAACAGGUAGCUAAGGAUACGAGAGGGAACUAUUUUAUUGAUCGAGAUGGAGCACUCUUUCGCCACAUUUUAAACUUUUUACGUACCUCAGAGCUAUGCCUUCCUCAAUCAUUCGACGAAUUCGAUCAACUGAGUGCCGAAGCUGACUUCUAUCAAGUUGGCGAGUUGAUAGAAGCGCUUCAAAUUUACAGGGAAGAUCGCCGGAAGAAUAUGCAACUCAGUGAAGGACAAGGAACUAUUAUCAUUUCAGUGGACAGAUAUCGAAACCAGCUGCUGUUGAGCGGGCGCGAAGAUCUCAUAAAAGAGGUUUUUCAGGGAUAUAUCAAACCAUCGGAACUUGUGUUAACUCUACUCCCCGCACGGGGAUACGUGAGGGAUUAUCGGGUCCCCUGGAGAGCCGGGGGUGCGGAGCUCACCAAAGCCGACGCCUUUGAUUUGCUUUAUGGUCAUGGAUUUGUCUUAGAAGGUUGCAACGGAGGUGGCAGUGAUGGUGAACUGGAAGGAACUCAAUUUCAGGAAUAUAUUUUUGUCCGAAAGAAUAAAUUGUAGCGCCUGCCUAUAGUUAGUUUGGAACUGUAUGUUGAUUAAAGUAAUUUUAUCAGAGAGAAGCUCUCAAUGGAGAUCGAAGGAGGGUGUGAAGAGUAGGAACUUUGGUCCUGCCCCUCCCCCCACAAUGCUUUUAACUUUCUUCUUUUCUCUUCUUCUCUCAUUUUUUCCCUCCACUCUCUUUUUUAUUUACUUUUGAUUUAUUAGUAUGAGCCAUUUGUAAUUGAAGUUUGUGAAGAGUUUUAAUCGAAAUACUUAUGUAGAGUGCUGGGGUUUGUG
This is a messenger RNA of Pocillopora verrucosa, 1035 nucleotides long. Its product is annotated as BTB/POZ domain-containing protein kctd15. The record is from RefSeq and is a predicted model, not a curated record. Gene Ontology annotation, molecular function: protein binding. Gene Ontology annotation, biological process: protein homooligomerization. Lineage: Eukaryota; Metazoa; Cnidaria; Anthozoa; Scleractinia; Pocilloporidae.